This is a messenger RNA of Kuraishia capsulata CBS 1993, 687 nucleotides long. RefSeq lists its product as uncharacterized. The coding region runs from base 1 to 687 and encodes 228 amino acids. The record is from RefSeq and is a predicted model, not a curated record. Gene Ontology annotation, cellular component: membrane; cytoplasm. NCBI's taxonomy places the organism in Eukaryota, Fungi, Ascomycota, Pichiomycetes, Pichiales, Pichiaceae. The transcript has a single exon.
AUGGGAUCUGAAGACGUGGAGCUCAAAGAGUUCCAGCUUCCCUUCCACCACAAACAUGAAGGAUCACAGGCACCAGCGUUGCUAGGGACGCGGCAAAAUUCGAUUGUCUUCAAGCAACAGCAUCAGCUUCAGGGUUCAAUUUACGAAACGUACGACCCUCUGCGUGAGAAGUGGUCGUAUGCGAUAGCAGUCCAGGCCUUUCUGGUCUACCUCAUCUACCUCUACUAUGAACGGAUUUGCAAUGUCCACAGACUGUUGGGAUGCGUGUUAAUGGGAGGACAAACUGCGUGUAUGGCCCAGUCCAUAAAUCAGCUCUACAAAAGACAAUAUGACCUGAACAAGCACAUCAAGUUCUUCGUUUGGGGCGUGAUCAACGGAGUCCUGACCAUGUUUUGGAUCGAACUACUGCUCAAGGUAUCAGCGAAGACUGUGGUACGCGUUUCACUUGACCAAGGCAUUGGAAACCCGGGUUUUCAGCUACUUUUCGUCACAUUCGACUCCAUGUGGGAUCGCGCUAACCUUAUUGAACGCCUAAAGAAGACGUACAUCCCGACGUGCAAGAUAUCGUUUUUGUUCUGGCCGUUUGUGAGCAUCGUUUCGUUUGGGUUAAUGAGACAGGAUCUCAUUUUCCCCUUCAAUUGUUUUUUGAGCUUGGUGUGGUCAGUGGUUCUCGCAGUGAUCACGUGA